AUGUUAUUGACUGACGUUUUGGGUUUCACAAUCGACGAUUCCCGUACAAAGAACCAGUCUUCCAUUUCUGUCACCAACAAGUCUGCCAUCAAUUACUGCCACCAAACAUGUGAGCAAUAUCGACAACCGUUAAUUACCGCCACCCAACCUAAACUUCCAGGGGCCGGUGGCCCAUAUCUUCUGUCAGAAAAAAGUACUCCCCCUUACCAUGAAAAGAAUGAAGUCUAUUCGCAACCUCAUUUUCAGUAUUACACAUGUACAAUUGGAGAAAACGGGGUUGAUGAACGUCUUGAGGAUAACAAGAUCCUAUCCAAUGAGGGUAGGAAAGAACUACAUUACCCGACUUACAACAUUUCGUAUAUCGUGGAUGAUUGGCUCGGGAUAAAUACAAUACUCUCUCAUGAUACCAAAAAAAGCCCCACAAUACUCACAUACGCAGGGUACUAUUGUAUUGGAAGUAGAAGCCAUAUGUCGUUGUUUUGGAGGCAUUUGAAGAAAGGUUACUGAGAUGGAAAUCCAUAAGUUAUCGACCUUUAACAUACUUCAUAUGUAAUUGAAUUGGAAAAUCAGACUCUAGAAAAGUAUUUUUGAAACUAACUAUUUUGAUUAGUAACUAAUUAUUGAAGUAUUAUUAUACAUUUGAGAAGAGAUUAAUAGGUUGUUUAGAUUGUAUUAGAUGACAUAAUCUUUUGUAAAGAUACAAGGUAGAGUAGAAUAUUAAAAGGCUAU
Messenger RNA from Lactuca saligna, 729 nucleotides. NCBI's taxonomy places the organism in Eukaryota, Viridiplantae, Streptophyta, Magnoliopsida, Asterales, Asteraceae. The record is from the annotation of a GenBank genome assembly.